Molecule: messenger RNA, 520 nt
Organism: Gilbertella persicaria
Lineage: Eukaryota; Fungi; Mucoromycota; Mucoromycetes; Mucorales; Choanephoraceae
Exons: 1
Coding region: 4-501 (165 amino acids)
Source: RefSeq, a predicted model, not a curated record
GAAAUGCAUUCUAUUGUACGUUCAGCUACACAAACUACUUUUAAAUCAAAAUGGACAUCAUUCAAAACAUGGAUUACACCCGACUUAUCAAAAAGACGUGCCUCAGAAAGUAGUACAACAUCGAGUUGUUGUUCUUGUGGUAGUCAACCUACAUUGGUAGAGAAAUACAUGUCACCUUUUCGUAAAAGAGCCUCUCAUAGUCAACCAGAGACAUCAGCAUCCGAUAUCAAACAACUUAAACACCUAUUUCAACUGGCGAUAGAUGAACUCAAAUGUGCUCAAGUGUCACGUGGAUCAGCUUAUUAUCUAGGUGACCGAAUAGCAGCCAAAGAAGCCAUUGAUCUCUGUGAUCAAGCAUAUAUGGACUUAUUGAGUCAUUUAGAUCCAAGUGAUCCUUAUUUAACCUACUUGAGAACGACGUUUGAUUAUGGUAUUCGUACAUUAAAAGAAGUGUAUCAUCAAUUACCACGACAGAAUGAAAGUGAUCAAAUCUCUUUUUAAUAAAAGUGUUUUGCUUGAA